This is a messenger RNA of Williopsis jadinii, 399 nucleotides long. It is a transcript of the gene MLO1, whose product is annotated as Mlo1p. The coding region runs from base 1 to 399 and encodes 132 amino acids. Lineage: Eukaryota; Fungi; Ascomycota; Saccharomycetes; Phaffomycetales; Wickerhamomycetaceae. The record is from RefSeq and is a predicted model, not a curated record. The transcript has a single exon.
AUGUUCAUUUCCAGAGUAAAGCUCCAGUGUCUCCAAGCGGCACAGCGUGGCUCAAUUUGUAAAGCACUGGUCAAGACGAAUCCUAGUGGGCUGGUAUGUGCAAGCCUUGGUACGAAACGUGGAUUCCAUAGCUCAGGAGUGACGCUUCAAAGCGUACAGAAACCGUGGAGACAGCUAUCGGACGAUGACAAGCGUGAGUUUAUCCGUCAGUUCGUGGAGAUGUACCGUUCGAAGAAUUCAUGCACAAAGAACUACUACAAGCAACUGGCGGCGGGAAUGGAGGAGUUUGAUGAUAUCCCGGCUAUAUUUGGCUUGUUGUACAACGACCUUGCGGACAAGAAGAUCCACAACGAGACCACUGCGGAGUUUGACUCUGAUUUCUUCACGUUGGUGAAAUGA